Molecule: messenger RNA, 5314 nt
Organism: Bombus pascuorum
Lineage: Eukaryota; Metazoa; Arthropoda; Insecta; Hymenoptera; Apidae
Gene: Eyg
Product: paired box protein Pax-6-like
Exons: 6
Coding region: 2347-4344 (665 amino acids)
Biological process (GO): regulation of transcription by RNA polymerase II; anatomical structure development
Molecular function (GO): RNA polymerase II cis-regulatory region sequence-specific DNA binding; DNA-binding transcription factor activity, RNA polymerase II-specific
Source: RefSeq, a predicted model, not a curated record
CGGAGCGUAGUCGGCAUCCGACAUCGACAUCCGAUUCGGGAAUUAAUCGAUCCCGUCUGCGAAAAGGACAAAGGGGAGAGGCUGUGGAAGGUGGAAGGCGAAAAGCGGAAGGCGAAAGGGCGCUUUCUCGGCGUGGGCGACGACGAACGUUAGGUCGAACAGAUCGGUGGGCGUCCACCGGUUCGCCCAAUUGGUCGAUCGAGCCGGUAAUGGUCGGUGGGCGUCGGGUAAGCUCAGAUGCGCGGCAUGGAGUGCGCACUUGGCUACCUUUAGCCGACGACGACUUGUUCCAUGCAUCCUCGCGCUUCUCUCCCGGCUUCCCCCUUCGGCUUACCAGCGCUUCGACUAAGCCGCACACUGUCCACCUCUCCCUGUUUCUCGUCGCCUCCUCUCUUCCUCCUCGUCGUUCGACGAUCCGGGGCCUGUGUGCGCGCGAUCGUAAUCGUGCAAGCCCUGUGUGCUGGUGCUGCUGCUGCUGUUGCCUCGUCUUCGUGCUCGCCUCUCCUCGUUGCUCCGUGAACUCGUAUUUCUCGUCCUCUUCCUUCCCGUCGACGUCCACCGCGUCGUCGUUCCUUCGUCUUCGUCCUCGUCCUCCUGUUCGUCUUCGUCAGCAUUGCCGCCGUCGCCGCCGCCGCCGCCGCUGCUACCGCGGCCACCGCCGCUGCGCCGCGGCGCCUUAAAUCUUGAUCUCACCUCGACUCAACAGUCUGGAAGGUGGGGGUAAGGCUAGUCUGGGCGCGCUUCGAGCCACCGAACGGAAGGCAAUCUGCUCGAAUCCGGCGGACCGCGAGCAGGUUACCCCGUGUACUCGUGUUCCAUCGUUCUCCUUCUUUCUCUACGUUCUUCCACACUGGCUUCUUGGUACGUAGCUUUCCUUCUCGCGCUCGAGUCGAAGGUUACGAAAAAGAGGUGGACCGGUCAUCGUGCGAAACGACCGAAAUCAAGAGGAAUCGCGUGUCCGAAAUUACUGUCAAGUGAAUGGUCCGAGAGGUGUUUCGGGCCUCGAUCCAUGACGUUACCAGAGAGAAGCAGCCGGAAACGACUACUAUAUCUCGGACAGACAUCGAUCGCACCCGGAAGAUGCUACCAAUGAAGAGAAAAGUCUAACGAAUGUAUGUACUUACAUAGAGGCUCGUUUUAAGGACAGAGGCGGAAGACCCCGAAGCGAUAGAGCGAACGAGGUCGAAAUCGAAGGACAAGUAGAAAGACUGUCGUUACCUGAAAUCUGGAUGUCAGCUGGAUGCGAGUAGACGCCGCUGUUCCCGCGAGGCUCUAGAGGGUGGGGGUGAAGCUAGUCGUUGGCGCGCUUCGAAAGCCCGAACGGAAGGCAAUCUGCUCGAAUCCGGCGGAGCGCGAGCAGGUUAUCCCGUGGUAGCGCGUAGCUGGUCGGUCGUUAUUGGAGAAGGGAGCACGGGUCGGACAGAAGGAGAAACAGAGAAGCGUGGAACCCGAGAGAAAGAAGAGCGAGAAUCGGAGCGAAAGACAGCGGUAGAGCGAGAGAGAAAGGGGGAGUAAGAGGGAGAGAAGAGAGGCGGAGGGUGGGAAGGUAGAGAAGGGCACACGUCUAUAGGUAGUCACGAGCUUCGACGAAGCGCCUGCGCUCGCGAGCACUUCUCGCCGUUACCUCCUCGCAUCGACUACGCUCGUCCACGUAGACGCGACAGCCGACGUGAAAGCUCGCGUUGCGAUGAAUCGCGUUCGCCGACGGACCGUCAGACAGGAUGUCAUUCAGCUUGGUUAAUCGGACGCAGGAAACCACGCCGGACCCUGGCGUCGAUUGCGCUCGCGCGCUUCUGCGCCAGCGCGAUACACACGCCGACCGCCGCAUCUUGUGACACCGUGAGUGGCUAAGCGUGCACGAGGACCGACCUCGUUGCCGUCGUUGAACGUCCGGGGCCGUACGUGCCGGAAGACUGUUGUCCUUCGUUCCGCGGUUCGCUUUUCAUCCACCUAUACGUAAGAUCCGUUGUCGGUGUGCUAUCUGCUCUGACUCGAGAACGUCGUGACACACUCGUGCCUCGGUAAGAAACUGCAACUGGUGACUCGAAACUCGUCCAAACUCGGUGUACAAUCGCUACGAUCUUUACGAACGUCCACCUGCGACAUCUCGAAUCCGUCAACGAACUUCUUUCCGCGAGAGAAGAAGAGACGAGAAGACAGGGGUGCGAGAAGAGAGAUCAGGAAACGUCGGGUGCAGGAAACGGCGAGCAUCCGUCGGAUACGAAGGCAGGAAGAGAAACGACUCUACCAUAGGGACGGUGUAGCUACAGAGGUGGAGGCAGAAGGGGAGGAAGAGGAGGAGGAGCUGGUGCCCGGUGUGGAGGGGGUGGAGGUGAUCGUCUGGUGAUGAUGAUCGGUGGCGGCGUCGCGACCCCUCCUGGUACUGCCAAGUCGGCGGCUGCGAUCGACAGCGAAAUGGUGCAGGUCGACGGCAUUGGCAGUGGUAGUGUCAGUGGCAGUGCUAGUGGUAGUGGUAGUCCUGCGACAGGCGCGACUACUACACGUAUAACCAACAGCAACAACGCUGGCGGCAAUAAUAACAAUAACAACAAUAACAACAACAACGGGGACGUUGUAAACAACAAUAACAACAACAACAACAAUAACAACGAAGGUCACGCGGUGGUGAACUGCGCCAGCGGCCCCGCAGCGGCGACCGACAAAUUUUGCUGUCACGACGACGAUGCACCCGUCAGCACCGGCGUCACGCGUCCUUGGGAACCACCCUCGCCGACCUUCUCGCAGACGAGGUCGCAUCUGUUUCAGGUCCAUCCACCGCACCAUCAUCAGCAUCCAGCUGCGCAUCACCAUCAACAGAUGACCGUGCCUCCAGUGUCUUUGAUCGACGGCGUGAGCUUACAAAACUGUACCGCGGGACCAUUUGCCAGCGGCAACGGUGGUGGAACCAACCGUCAACGAUUGCUCGAACUAUCGCACGGAUUAGGAGCUUUGAGGCACUACAACGACCUUGCUAAUCAUGUGCUGUCGCUGAAUCAACAAGGGGCGGUCGUCACCAAACUACUGGGUACGUUGCGCCCGCCGGGUUUAAUCGGUGGCAGCAAGCCAAAAGUUGCGACACCAGCCGUCGUUGCUAAGAUCGAACAAUACAAGAGGGAAAAUCCGACGAUCUUCGCAUGGGAGAUUCGAGAGAGGCUCAUCUCCGAAGGCGUUUGCAGCAACGCGACAGCUCCAUCCGUCAGUAGCAUCAACCGAAUUCUACGAAAUCGCGCGGCAGAACGAGCAGCCGCGGAAUUCGCGAGAGCGGCAGGCUAUGGUUUAUACGCCGCGGGUCCACAUCCGUAUUUCAACAGCGCCCAUCAGCACCCAACGACCAGCCACCAUUUACCCGCUGGCUGGCCAGCGCCGGGGGCAGCGGGUCAUCCUUGGAUGCUGCCGCCAUUAGCUACUGGAAUCACUGGCGCAGCUUCCGCUCUGCUUCUUCCGCCGUCCUUGAGUCCAGGAGCGGCGGCAGCGGCAGCCGCAGCCGCCUCUGCGUCGGCUGCUGGAACGGCGGAUCACUCUCUUCACGCGGACGCCAUCGCACGAGGGUACUUGCAAGACGGUGACGGAGAUGAAGGAAGCCUGGACGGGUCGGAGCAACCAAAAUUCCGACGAAAUCGUACCACCUUCAGCCCGGAACAACUCGAGGAGCUCGAAAAAGAAUUCGAGCGAUCUCACUAUCCUUGCGUGUCUACGCGCGAACGGCUAGCCUCUAAGACCUCUCUCUCGGAAGCUCGUGUACAGGUUUGGUUUUCCAACAGACGGGCAAAGUGGCGUCGUCAUCAGCGAAUGAACCUCUUAAAACGUUCGCCGCCACCACCACCUCCACCGCCUCCGCCGCCACCGCCGCUGCCGCAGCAGCAGCCGCCGCCGCAACCGCAUUCCGCAUCCGGUAUGGAAGUAAGCCGUGCGUCAAGCUGCUCAAUCGCCGGAAUGGGAGGAGAAAGUAGCGCGUUCCGGGCCGUCGUGACCAACUCCUCGUCAUCCAGAGAGGUCGCGGAACGGAACGAGAGGAUCGACAGGGUCGAUUCCAUUACCAAACAGCCGGAAAGAAAGCCGAGCGCCUUUAGGAUGAUCAGUCAACUCGUCGGUGAUGAUUCGCCGAGUAUAAUCAAGUCCUCGAGUCCGACCUACGAACAGCAGAGGCACGAGACUAACGUUAGAUCCGUGAUGGAAUCCGAGUCUGCGAACAACAAGGAAUUUCAGCGGGUCGAGGUUGAAGAGGAAGACGAGGAGAUCGACGUGCAAGAUUCCGACCAAGAUGUUGCUUCUUCGCCGACCGUUGCAUGGCGGGAUCAUUGGACGGAACAGCAACCCUUGGAAUUGACGAAACACGAUCGUUGAAAUCGUUCCAACUCGAAACUAGGUGGAACGAUCCAAGAAAUUGUGCUCGUAUUAGAAACGUUUAAAGUAACGAUGAGUUUUGCGUGAAAUCUUUUGCCACCGAAUAUCGUGAUGAUUUAGCACAUGCCUAGUGUCCAAGAUCGAUUAUGAAUCAGUGAUAUAUGAAAAAAACGUUGCUGCGAGACAGAACGUUCAAGUGUAUCGAUCUAAUAUGUGCGUGAACAAGAAAUCUCGAGAUACGUUUAUAUCGAUCGAUCGUGAUCGUAGUAGAAUUCGUGGCGAAUUCGUGACUGUAAAACUAUCGCUUAAUUUCAUAGAAUUUCAUUACACAAGGACAGAAGACUGACGAGAUCGUUUCGUUAAACUUCAAUUCGUGUGUCUCGCUUCGACAUGUCCUCGACUCUUCGUCUCGUUCGUGUCGAGUGAUACGUCCCUAGUACCUAUCCAACUACUUACUACGAUUACGAUCCAUUUAUUACAAUUAAGAUUACGAUAAUAAGCUACGAGGAUGGUUGUGUAACGUUAAAUUCCAAUUACCGGCAGUGCCGUCGUGGCGUUAUUGUCAACUAGAACUACCGAGGAUUUAGAUAGGUAAUUAAUUGCUUACCCGAUAUGUAUCGGGCUGUCGGCCGGCUGCGCUAUAAUUGCAGCGCUGCGCUAUAAUUUACACCGCGGUGCAGUGGACGUUUCCCCUAUCCAGAUACGAGGACAGGAAAGAUCCAGAUACGAGGACAGGAAAGAUCCAGAUACGAGAACAGGAAAGAUCCAGAUACGAAGUCGGGAAAGAUCCAAACGUCGAGGAAACAGACGCCGAAACUUAUCCGGAACUAGUCCUAGCGAAAUCAUUAUACCGCAGAUAAUGCAUUACCUAGGCACUAUGUAGAAAAAAUAGAUGAAUCGAUGGUAACACUGUAACGAACGAUCUGUUAAAGACGACUUUUAUUUAAAUGAAUUCGUUUGUAAAUAUCUA